AAGAAAGAAAUAAACGGAAAUAAAACCGCGGCCUUUUUGGUUGGGAAGGAAAGGGAGGGGUUGGUGCUCUCCUCCUCUUCCUCUUCUUCUCCUUCCUUCCUGCCAUUCCUGUGACCCCGAGCCGAGGCGGCGAGAGAGAGAGAGAGAGAGUAUUAGUAGUAGUAGGAGAGGGAAGCGAGUCUCCUCUUCCUCCUCCUCCUCAUCGCCGUUAGCUGCUGCUUUCGCCGAAGGAUUGUUGCUGGGCCGCGUCGUGACCAUGGAUGGUGAGACGAGCUGUUCUUCCUGGGACAGCGACGAUGAGUACCAGAAGUUCAUCCAAAAGAUGAACCCUCCAAGGGUUGUGAUUGACAACACAUCAUGUAAGAAUGCAACAGUUGUGCAUGUAGACAGUGCCAACAAGUAUGGGAUACUGUUAGAGGUAGUGCAGGUCCUCACCGAGCUGCAACUCAUAGUGAAAAAAGCCUACAUAUCAUCAGAUGGUGGAUGGUUCAUGGAUGUGUUCAAUGUGACUGAUCAAAAUGGGCAGAAGAUAAUGGAUGAAUCGGUACUGGAUGAGAUAGUAAAGUAUAUUCAUAAGUGUCUUGGGGCUGAUUCUUGCUUUCUUCCUUCGCGGAGGAGAUCUGUUGGAGUGGAACCUUCCUCUGACUACACUUUGAUAGAGCUAACUGGAACUGAUAGGCCCGGUCUGCUCUCAGAAGUGAGCGCUGUGCUCACAAACCUGGAAUGCAAUGUGGUGAAUGCAGAGGUGUGGACUCAUAACAAACGAGCAGCAGCGGUCAUGCAAGUCAUGGAUAGGAAAACGGGGCUGGCAAUCUCAGACACACAACGGCUUGCUAGAAUAAAGGAGCGACUUAGCUAUGUGUUCAAAGGGAGCAACAGGAGUCAAGACACCAAGACAACGGUGACAAUGGGGAUAACCCACACAGAGCGGAGGCUUCACCAGCUGAUGCUGGAGGAUCGGGAUUAUGAAAGGUAUGAUAAGGAUAGGACGAACGUCAACCCCACACCGGUGGUUUCGGUUGUUAAUUGGCUCGACAAGGAUUAUUCCGUGGUGAAUAUUCGGUGCAAGGAUCGGCCAAAGCUUCUCUUCGACACAGUUUGCACCCUGACAGAUAUGCAAUAUGUGGUUUUCCAUGGGAGUGUGGAUUCUGAGGGCCCUGAAGCUUACCAGGAGUAUUACAUUAGGCAUAUUGAUGGCUCACCUGUCAACUCUGAGGCGGAGCGACAGCGAGUCAUCCAGUGUCUUGAAGCUGCUAUAGAAAGGAGAGUAUCCGAGGGGCUGAAGCUAGAGUUGUCGACAGGUGAUAGAGUGGGACUGCUAUCCGAUGUCACACGCAUCUUCCGUGAGAAUGGCUUGACGGUUACGAGAGCUGAAGUUUCUACUAGGGGUGACAAGGCUGUCAACACUUUCUAUGUCCGCGAUGCAGCAGGGAGCUCCGCCGUCGAUCUGAAGACUCUUGAAGCUAUACGCCAAGAGAUAGGCCAGACAGUGCUUCAAGUAAAAGGGCACCCUGAUCACCGCAAAUCACCUCCGCAAGAGUCGCCAUCUAGGUUUCUCUUCAGCAGUCUGUUCAGACCAAGAUCGCUGUACAGCCUAGGGCUGAUCAGGUCCUGAGUUCUUGGGUGCCUGCUCAAUCCGCGGAUCGACAAAUCAUAGCAUGCCAUGUCAACAAAUACAUCGCGGUGUAUACUCUCCGCAGUCUCAGUCCCAGGACAAGGCUGAUGAUGCAUUUGACUCAGGUGGCGUACCAUCAUUCAUCAGAUGAAAACCAUGAAGCAUGAGCAUCCCCCAAGCAUGGGAGCAACAGUUGCGUGAAUACAGUUGGUUCUGUGAAAGCGCCCCACCCACCGCUGUACAUAAAUCCCAAUCUUCUAGCAUAGAACUGUAAAUACCAAUAUCCCCAGCGGCGUCAGUCGUCGACAACAUUUACAAAGAACCAGCCAUGAUUUCGCCGAUGUCAAGCUCACUUCUUGCUCAACCAGAAUGGUCUGAAAACAUCAGUGUCUGCUGACCUGCAUGUAAGCCGACGAUGACGUCAGCGAUGACUCAUGAGGACCUGGAGUAGGAUUACCCAACAAUGCUGUCAUCAGAUGAAGAGAGAGAGGGUGUAGACGACAAUGGCACCAUUGUCGUCGUCGUCGACGGUGACAUGGCGGCUGCCAGUGUUCACCAUUCUGCGUGCUGGGUAGGCGCACAUGCCGAAAAUGGGCGCCAGCUCGGCCGGGGGCCGGGCUGCCUGGGCGCAAGUUGGUGUGGAAAUGGAGAUACACUUGGAGAGUUGGGGAUGCGUGUGGAGGAUGCACUGCCUUUGUUUCAAGCUGUUUGUCUUGCUAGGCAGGCAGAGGCAAUUCCGAGAAACAUUUGGGAAAAACUUUUGGUCUCACCUGUGUUUCCUGCACUGUCAUGUCCGGGCCCUGCUGCUGUUGCUCCAUUUCCACAUGUCUGCGUCCCGGCAAAUAUCUCUACUACUACUAGUGAACACUUUGAUGGCUUUCUUUUUUUUUCUUUCUUUCUUUCUCUGUUCAAUCCUGUUUCACUCGUGCGUCCACCAGAUUCACCUGUUCAUCGGUGCUUCCAGUUUAUUGGCAAAACUCUGCCUUUCUUUUGGGGCUUGUUGGUAAGUGCUGUUUGUGCACUGUGGUUGAGACAAAUUGUUCCUUGCAUUGACGAACACCUUUUUCGUUCAUAUGCUCAAUAAGUUACUGCUUUUAUUUUUGUUAAAUUAAUCACAUGUCCGUGCGUUGUAACAAGAUAUAUGGAAACACUGGCUGAUUACACGUGGUUAAUUUUUAUUUUA
This is a messenger RNA of Oryza sativa Japonica Group (Japanese rice), 2798 nucleotides long. RefSeq names its product ACT domain-containing protein ACR4. NCBI's taxonomy places the organism in Eukaryota, Viridiplantae, Streptophyta, Magnoliopsida, Poales, Poaceae. The record is from RefSeq and is a predicted model, not a curated record.